UACACUUUUGGCAUUCAGUUAGCCAUCAAGUGCGGCGAGUGAUAGAGCAAAGUAACCGAAGAUGUGGUGGACAGUGGUUGGAGUUUUGGGUGGCAUCCUCGGUGCCAUCUAUUUGUUCCUUGCGUGGAACUUUAACCGCUGGAAUAACGCUGACGUAAAAGGACCCAAACCGAGAUUAUUGUUUGGUAACCUUCCCAGUGUUUUAACUAAAAAAAGACACGUUUACUACGAGUAUCAGAAGAUGUACAACGAUUUCAAUACUGAACCCGUCGUGGGAUACAUUAGUGUUCGAACACCCCAGUUGAUGAUUCGUGAUCCAGAGCUAAUCAAAGAGGUCCUUUCGAAGGGAUUCCGGCACUUUGCAGCGAACGACUUCUCGGACGUAGUAGAUGAGAAGUCGGAUCCACUUUUUGCCCGAAACCCGUUCAGUUUGUCAGGCGAAAAAUGGAAAACUCGUCGAGCGGAGAUCACACCCGCUUUCACUAACAACAGAAUAAAGGCGUUGUCGGUUCUCAUGGAUGAAGUAUGUGUGAAAAUGACUGAAUAUGUCAAUAAUAAAAUAGAGCACGAUGAAAGCAGUCUUGACACGAAGGAGCUCAUGGCCAAAUAUACCACAGAUGUCGUUUCGAAUUGCGUAUUUGCCAUCGACGCUCAAUCAUUCUCAAAAGAUAACCCGGAAAUUCGAGAGAUGGGUCGACGGAUAAUGGACUUCAACUUCUCCGCCCAGCUUAUUCUACUGAUUACUACCUUCCUGCCUUCCGUUAAGAACUUUUAUAAAUUUACGUUCAUUCCCCGGGAGGUUGAAGAAUUCUUCAUUCGCAUCAUGAAAGAUGCCAUCCAUCACCGUAAAAAAAAUAACAUCGUACGAAAUGACUAUCUGGAUCAUCUACUUUCACUGCAAGAGAAGAAGCAAAUUUCCGAAAUCGAUAUGGCAGGUCACGGUGUAUCGUUCUUUGCUGAUGGAUUCGAAACAUCAAGUUUGAUUAUGACCUACUGUCUCUAUAACUUGGCAUCUCACCCAGAAAUACAGAAGAGACUGAGAGAGGAAAUUCGGAACGUACAAGCUAGCAAAGGAGGCAUCACUUACGAUAACAUUGGAGAAAUGACCUUCCUCGAUCAGGUCCUCAACGAAACACUGCGACUGCAUCCAGUCAUUCCAGUACUGGCGAAACGAUGCACUGAGGACACAGUUCUAGUUGGACCGAAGGAUAAGAAAAUUUCUGUUUCUGCAGGAACCACAGUUGUUAUUCCAUACGCUGUUCAGCUAGAUCCACAAUACUACGAACAACCAGACAAGUACAACCCGGACAGGUUCUCACCAGAAAACGGUGGAUCCAAACCGUACAGAGAACGAGGUGUAUACUUCCCUUUCGGUGAAGGUCCCAGAAUGUGUCUAGGAAUGCGAUUUGCCGUUGCCCAAGUGAAAAGGGGAAUUGUAGAGAUUUUGGACAAAUUUGAAAUAUCGGUAGAUUCAAAAACACAGGUUCCGCUGAAAUAUGAUCCUAAUUUGUUUAUGUUGUAUCCAGUGGGUGGCAUCUGGUUGAAGUACAAACCAACUAAGUAGAGGGAUUCGUUCAAAACUCAAUGAUAUUCGGCACAGUCCACAGGCAAUUAUCAUGCAAACUAAUAAACAUACAUUAAACAAACAGGAA
Molecule: messenger RNA, 1652 nt
Organism: Ochlerotatus camptorhynchus
Lineage: Eukaryota; Metazoa; Arthropoda; Insecta; Diptera; Culicidae
Product: probable cytochrome P450 28a5
Exons: 4
Coding region: 62-1564 (500 amino acids)
Molecular function (GO): heme binding; monooxygenase activity; oxidoreductase activity, acting on paired donors, with incorporation or reduction of molecular oxygen
Source: RefSeq, a predicted model, not a curated record